Molecule: messenger RNA, 3489 nt
Organism: Plasmodium adleri (nom. inval.)
Lineage: Eukaryota; Apicomplexa; Aconoidasida; Haemosporida; Plasmodiidae
Product: mRNA-decapping enzyme subunit 1, putative
Exons: 1
Coding region: 1-3489 (1162 amino acids)
Biological process (GO): deadenylation-dependent decapping of nuclear-transcribed mRNA; positive regulation of catalytic activity; deadenylation-independent decapping of nuclear-transcribed mRNA
Cellular component (GO): P-body
Molecular function (GO): enzyme activator activity; mRNA binding
Source: RefSeq, a predicted model, not a curated record
AUGAAAAAGAGAAGUACAUUAAGUACUAGCUAUGGGCGCUUGAAGGGGCGUGUAAGUCGCUAUGAUAUGAAUAAUUCAUUUAAUUUAAAUGAACAUAAAAAUAAUAAAAACAAUAUAGUAGAAGAAAUGAAAGAUUAUAAAACUGAUGAGAUAUCACAGGAUAAUAUAAAUAAUAAUAAUAUAAAUAAUAUAAAUAAUAAUAAUAAUAAUGCUCUUGUAAAUACUUCCAACAAUAUUCAUAACAACAUGAAUCAUGCAAAUAAUAUAAAUAAUACAAACAACAAUAUAAAUAAUGGCACUUACCAUAAUAAUAAUAAUAAUAAUAAAUAUAAUAAUAAAAAUUCUUUUGCUUAUGAUUAUAAUACAUACCAUACAAAAAAGAAUUCUGAUCAGAAAGGUAAAUUAAAAAAUGAAAGUGAAAAUAUAAACACAGAUGUGAACAAUAAUAUGAUAAAGAUGAACUCAAGUAAUGGUAGUAACAAUAUAUUAAAUGACCUUAACAGUAGUAUGAAUAAUUUAAACAUUCUAAAGGAUAAUAAUAUAUCAAAUAUGAAUAAUAUAUCUCAUGUUAAUAACAUAUCAAAUAUGAAUAAUAUAUCUCAUGUUAAUAACAUAUCUCAUAUGAAUAAUAUGAUUCAUAUGAACAAUAUGAUUCAUAUGAAUAAUAUGAUAAAUAUAAAUAAUAGGAAUGGUUCAAACAACCCAGCUAUAUACAAUCUGAAAAGUUUGAAAGACAUGCAGGCAGAAAAUCAGAAAGAAAAAAAGAAGGUCAAUGAAGAAAAUAUAAAAAUUGAAAAUGAAGAAAAUAAUUUAAUAGAAACACAAAAUAAAGCUGAAAUUCAAAAUCAAAAUGAAAAAGAACAGGAAGAUGUAGAUGUAAAUGUAAAUGUAGAUGUAGAAGUAGAGGAAGAGGAAGGUAUGAAAUUAUUAAGAGAAAAGAUAUGCUUUAAAAUGUUAAAGAGCAUAGAUAUAUAUAUCACUGAAAUAAUUAUGAAAUCUUGUUUUGUCACCGUAUAUAAGAUGAAAGAUGAUGAAUUAAAAUGGAAAAGAGCAGAUAUUGAAGGGUUUUUAUAUAUAGUGAAAAGAUCAAUAAAACCAUAUUAUCGUUUAAUAAUUACAAAUAAAAAAAAUGAAAAACAUUUAUUACAAGAUAUUGAUAGCAAUAUGAAUUUGUCUACAGAUCAAAAUUAUAUUUUUUAUAGAAUUAUAAAUGAAGAAACCAAUACGAGAAAUAUUUAUAGUCUAUGGUUUUAUAGUACUGAUGAAAAAGAGCAAAUAUAUAAAGUAUUAAAAAAUAUUGUAGAAAAGGCAUAUCAAGAAAAGACAAUAACUCAAGAAAAUACAAAUAAUAUGUCAAAUGGUAAUAAUAAUAUGUCAAAUGGUAAUAAUAAUAUGUCAAAUAUUAAUAAUAAUAGAAAUAGUGUAUUAACCAAUAUAGGAUCUAUUAAAAAUGAAAAUAUAACUAUGGAUGAGAAAUUAGAAAUGAUAUCAGAACAGAUGAGAAAAAUGUCUGUAAGACCAGAAAAAAAUGAAUCUCUUAAAAAUUUACAAAAUGUAUUUGUAGAAGAUAAUAACCAUAUGGCAAAUACUAAUUUUAUGAAGAAAUCAAGUAUAGAAACAAACUUUAUAACUCCUAAUAUAAUAAAUAAUAAUAAUCGAAUAAAUCAAAUAAAUAAUAUAACAACCUUGAAGAAUAUGAAAUAUAAUAAGAUUCCUUCUAUCAACAAGGCGGAUUAUAAUGUAGAAAAUGAUAAGGAACAAAUAUUAGAACUAAUAAAAAACAAAAAUGAUAUUGAAUAUAUGAAAAGGAAAAUAAUGAAUGCUACAGAAAAUGCAGCUCCAGAUGUAUACCUAAAUAAUUACCACACUGGUGUUAUAAAUAAUAUGAAUAAUAUGAAUAGUAUGAAUAAUAUGAAUAGUAUAAAUAAUAUGAAUAAUAUUAACAAUAUGAAUAAUAUAAAUAAUGUUAAUAGUUUACAUUCUUUAAGUAACAGUAAUAAUAGCAAUGCUAAUAUAAAACAUAUGACCACAAACAGAGGAACAAACAAUGAUACACAAAAGAAUUCAUUAGAAGAUGUUCAAGAUAUCAGAUAUAAUAAUAAUAAUAAUAAUAAUUUGUAUAAUCAAAAUAUGAAUGUGGAUGUUAAAAAAGAUGAAAAAGCAGGUAGAAAAUUACUUUAUCUUAUUAAAGGUUUGUCAAUGGAACACGAUAAAAAUUCAGAACAAAAAAUAAUAUUGAAAGACGAAAUAAAUAAUAAUAAUAAUAAUAAUAAUAAUAAUAAUAUAUUAAACAAAAGUUAUAUAGAGGAUAAUAAAAUUAAUAUAUCAUCUAAUGAUACUAAUGCAAAGAAAGGAGGUGAAGCUAUCAUGAGCUUAUUAGGACUGAAUAAAAAUGUUGAUACAAAAAUUGAUGAUGAUAAGAAAAAAAACAAAAAGAAAAAAAAAAAUAAUUCUAUAAAUAGUUUAUUGAGUGUUCAUAAUAAUGUGGUAGAUAAUAAUAAUGAUAACAUGAUUGAUAAUAAUAAUAAUAAUAUUAAUGACAAUAUUAUUGAUAAUAAUAAUAUGAUUGAUAGUAAUAAUUUUUAUAGUAGUAAUAAUAAUGUUGAUAAAAAUGCAGUGAAUAUUAUUAAUCUUAAGAACGCUCAAGAAAAUAUAAAUCAAAAUAAUAUGAACAACAAUAAUUGUAAACAAAAAGAAAGUGUUAUUGGAAGCAUGCAGAAUUAUGAGAAUGUCUUAAAUAAUAAUAGUUCUUUUAAAUAUUCUAAAAAUAUAAAUAAAUAUGAGAAUGAUGAUAUGAUCAAUUUGUAUAAUAACACGGAUAAUCAGACAUUAGCUAUGUCAAAUGAAGGAGAGGAAAAACAAAUGACAACAGCCUUGUUGAAUAUUAUAAAAAUGAAAUCAAAUAAUAUGAGUGGUGUAAAUAAUAUGAAUGGAUUAAAUAAUAUGAGUGGUGUAAAUAAUAUGAGUGGUGUAAAUAAUAUGAAUGGGUUAAAUAAUAUGAGUGGUGUAAAUAAUAUGAAUGGGUUAAAUAAUAUGAAUGGGUUAAAUAAUAUGAAUGGAUUAAAUAACAUAAAUAGAAAUAGCAAUAAUAAUAUAGAAAGUAAUAUGUUUAAUACUUAUAAUACCAAUUCAUAUAACGUUCUAUUGAAAAUGAAGAAUGAAAUAGAAAAGGAUGAAAAAAAAAUUAUUAAUAUGAUCGACAAUAAUAAUAAUAAUAAUAAUAAUAACUACAAUGGUAAUAAUAAGUCAAGUUUUUAUAAUAAUAAUAUAUAUAGUUCUUACAAUAAUGGAUCUGUUUUAGAAGAUACAAAUCAAAUCAUCAAGUAUGAAAAAAAUAAUAAUAUAAAUACAAACUCUAGCAAUUCUAAAAAUAAAAGUAUAACGAUAAAUAAAAAUGCCAUACAUAAUAUAAUUAAAGAAAUAUUACAAUCUGAUGAAUUUGUAGAUUUGUUGUGGAAAAAAUUAACAAACAAUCAGCACCUUUCUUAA